CAAACCCUCAGCGGGAAAACUAAGACAUGGCGCUAGGCUCGCCAUUUUGUUCCAUAGGUUGUCCGUUCUCUGGCGCAGUCUGUGGUUCUUGUUUUCAGUGUUGGCUUAGCUUUAAAUUUGGAACAGCUGGCCUUAUUUCCCUGGGCUGUCUCCGCAGCGGUUCAUUUCGGCUCGUUUUCCCGUGUCUUCCGUCGGCUGCGCAUUUACUGGAGCCGUCAAACUGCAACGCUCAAAUAUUGGCCUGCAAAAGUUGAGUAUUAGGUCACGUGGCUGUUGUCGACUGCUUGUCGGACCCCCACCUCCCUCCAGCCACUCUAGUUGUUCUUAGCGCCAAAAUCUGUGCAUCGUGACGGCGCGGGAACAAGGUGUGAUUAGUUCGACCCCUGAAGUAGGGACGCUCAGCCAUUGCCGUGGUUGCCACUGUCCCUGUGAUACCCGAGCGCAAAUAAGAUACUCAAAGCGGUGGCAUGUCCAGAAACGAGGACGAUGAGCCAAAUGCAGGAGAGGAAAGUGAGCCGGGAAUUGAAAGAGGCGUGGCACAGAUUCAUCGCCGCGCCGAGCCGGAGUCGAGAGUUGCAGAGUCAAUUGCUUGACACUUUCCUGGUGAAGCUAAUUGUCGAGUACCGGGAUGUGCCAAGCUCUGUGCAACUCACGGAGUGGGUCACUGCAGGCAAUGUACUGGCUCACCAACUCAUGCUUGAAGUGCACGAAGCCUGCAGCGGUGAUGACCCCGCACCAUGCCGUGAAUUCCUGCUCGCUGGGCGUGGCUGGAAGCUUCUGUGGGCCCUGGUUCGCAUUGGCUCCCAGUCCCUGCCCUGCUGCAAGGAAUUAUCCAGGGUUGCAAUAUCCCUCUUGUCAUUCUUCUCCAAGUUGGAAGAGCCAUGGUCUCAAGGAACCUUCGAAUGGGAAUUUGAAGAGAAGGAGCUUAUGGCUUGCUCUGUCACCACGACAAGUCCCGCCAAGGCCAGCCUGAAACAUCGCCGAUGUCGGCAGAAGCCCCGCUUGGACUCUUCGUCAGACAGUUCCGACUCAACAGACUCGGACCAUAUGGAAGUGCCUUCACCUCUGCUGCGAACAUCUACAGCCCUGUUUCUAUCGAACAAAGAUCCAUUGGAAUCUGCCAGUGAGGGAUGGGAGGACCGUCUGUACUUGCGUCGGAGCGCACCGCUUGAAGACACGCUCACCGACGAGGAGGCUAAGAUUGUUGGUGCGCGUGUUGCUCCAUCAUUUCUGCUGAACUGUCUCGUCACUCUUUUGACCCAGUCUUGUCGGGGGGCAGUUCACAAGGGCGAUCGCUGGCAAGCCAUUGCAACUUCCAUAUCGGGCCUCUGUCUCCCCGGUGCACUGGAGCUCUUCAACAGUCUUUCCUAUUCGCCUCCAGCUGGCUCACAGCUGAAGCAGCUGCUUGGGCAGCCCACUUCCAAAUCUCUUCAACAAAAGGUCCUGCGCCUCAUCGUCACCGCAACAUCACAGCUUCUUCGCGCUGGCUGUGGCUACUCGCAUCAGUCCAUUCGCAAGUACCGUGUCCUCCUGACUCUUCUUGACACCUGCCAGCCUGCGUUGGAUGCUGGGGACUCACAGUCUGUGGUGGAAAGCAUGUGUGCCGCACUGCUAUUCAUCCGCGAUGCGGUUCGUGCUUUUCCUUUCUCGGAGGGCAGCUUGAACUGGAUUGUGGAAGCCGUGCACAGGCUCUGCACUCACAACAGCCUGCAGGUCACUCUGUGCGCCUCCGAUCGUUCAUCCUGCACCAUCAUCGGAGAGCUCCUUGCUGACAUCAUCUUGUCGCUGAAGCGUGCUAAGAGUGCGCGAAGACAGGGCGUUGCAUUUCAUCAUCACGACAUGCUUCUGGGGACGCAGCUCAGGCAUAGCAUGUCUGAACCUUUGUCAGGAUGUUGCAUUGCGUCCCUGUGCAUCGUCCUUCUCAAUGCACCGUUCCUGUCUACGCAAGCCUUGUUGCGCUGUGGCGUCUGCUGCUGCAUGGCGCUCGACGAAGUCUUUGUGCCACUGCUUCGGGACUUUGGCUCGCAGUCCGCAGAAGACAAACACCAGAUCUUACAGCUGCUCCAAAAGUACCUCUGCGCGCAGAUGGGCCUCUUCUCACAAGCAUGCUUCAGCUGUCGGGAACGCCAGGACAGGGGAGAAAACAUGUGCAUGGCAUAUUCCUCGCUGCUCAGUCACGGGGACACGGAAACACAGACCCUGGUUGGCCGGCAUUUGCUCGCCAUGAUGGAAGCGGCGCGGCCACCAUUUCGUGACCUGAUCUGCACCCAAGUGGCCUUGCCUUGUUUCCUAGAGUUUGACUUUGCAAAUGCAACCAGUGCAGAACCAGAACUGAACCCACUGUGGUUCUCGGUGUCCGCUUUUUCGCUUUUAGGGGCUGACGCUUCCAUGGCAUUUCCUGCCAAAAGUGUGCAGAUGAAACGUUUGUACAAACUGCUCUCGCCUUCGGUUGCCCCUAUUUACAGGCAUGCUGCUUUGGUUCUGAUAGAAACCCUCAUUCUUGCCUACGUGAACAGCAUCAAGACAGAUGAAGAAGGGGCAGAAGAGAGUGGCAGUACUGAAAAUAGCCUGAUGCAGUCUACCAGUGACACGGAGUCCAAUGCGCUGUCAACCUUCACGCAGUUUCUGGCUGCCGAGACGAAGGAAUUUAUGCGUAAGGUGAGGCCUCUUCUGACGAUGCAGUCCAUGGAGUCCCUGAGCGAGUCUGCCACUGAGGAGGCCUUGGACGUGGACUCGACCUCCACCCAGGAGGCGGAACUGUCGACACUAGCUGAGCUCUGGCUUUCCUGUCGCCGUGUGGCACAGUGCAGUGCCGUGCGAUCUCAUCUGAGGAUAGGCAACUGCUGCGCAGAGGCGUAUCGGUUCCUGCUCUGGCUCACCGAUGAGACGGUGCGACCUGAUCCAUGCUGCCGGAAAGUGUUUCCAGCACUUGAGACUAUGCUCGCAUUGCUUCUUCAGUUGUGUCCAGUGCGACUGUGGUACCAGUCCGAGUGUCUCCAGCGCAAGGAGAUGGUACGAGAGCUGCGCAACCGCCUGCACGGUUGUCCCAGCGUGAACCGCACAGCGGCCGAGUGGCGCUGCCUUCUUGAUGCUCUGCUGAGCAACCUUGUGCACUGGACACGAGUGCCCACUCUUUCGAGCCGCCCGAAGGUGGACAGCAGCCUAGUCUCACGUGCAGCCCUACUUCGAAAGGAGCCCAACUCGGCUUCCCUUGUGCCGGCAGUGGACGAUGAGCUUGGCUAUGAAGCUGACUCUGAAUCAAGUCCCGAUGACUAUGCAGCUUCAGAAGGGAUGCUGUCUGUUUCACGAGAAGGUGGGGACAUGUCGGUGAUGUGCUACGAAGAAGUGUGCUCCCUCGUGCUGGACCUGGUGUGCCGUCUCUGCCCGACCCGUGCAGAAGUGGCGUUGCAUGCCAUCCAAAGGCUGACCACCCUCUGCUCCCAACAUCCAAUGCUCCUGACGCUCUUUGUCAAGCAGGGCGCUGUGGGGAAGCUCUGCCAUGGCCUUGGCUGCCUUCUGCACCUGCCUGACCAGCCUGACCUGGUGGAGCAUCAUACCCUAGAGCUGCAGGAGAGCCUGGUGUCCUUGUUGGUGCUCUUCUGUCGGCGCAGCCUCAGUGCCCAGGACCUCGUGGCUUACAUGGGUCUGCUCAAAGGAACUCAAUCAGCUUUUGGCCCCAUACUGAAAGGCCUUCUGGCCCUUGCCAGCUGUGGAGACCGUGGGCCGCAGUGCUGGCUGCAGUUCCCGCCACUGGCAGCAGAUGACGAUGAGGUCACGCUCUUGCCCACACCACAGCAGAAUGAAGAAGAAAGAGGCAGGCAGUUGGCCGAUCUUCCUCAUGGAGGGGCAUCUAACCAGGCUGUGUUGGUGCUGCCACUGGAAGAUCAUGGCGGCUGGUGUCCUCGCCAAGAAGGCUUCUCUCUGGCCUUCUGGCUUGCCCUACGCUGGAGCUCGGUCCUCGGCCACGAAGGCAGCUCCCGACUGCACCUGGUUUCCCUGGGCUGCGGCCCAUUCCUGUGCGAGCUAUGGGCUGAGGACGUGGAGAAGGGCACAGUGUCCUUGUGGCUGACGCAGGAUGGCACCAGUGUGGCAGAGAGUGCCGCCUGCAACGCCGCAUCCCAGUGCAGCUUUGAGAGGGUGCUGGCGGGCCAUGGUUGGCACCACUUGGCUCUCACCUACCACGAGCACAUGUCGCAAAGCACCAGUGAAACAGGCUGUUAUGCUUUGGUGACAUUAACAGUCGACGGUCGUCACAGUCGUUCCUGGCAUCUGCCCCUGGAAGGACAGGGUGGUGACAGUUGCUUGCACCAGCCAGGACCAAUGCUUCUGAUUGGCCAAAGUGCAGGCACCGGCACGUCGGUGGCUCUGGUCGGUGGUGGUGUGUCGUGGAGCCUUGGAAACCUGCUCCUCUUCCGAGGCUCUUGCCUUGGAUCAGCUGAGUGCCUAGCUCUCUACUCAAGAGGCGCUGAUGCUGUUGUGCCCACCUCCUGCAUCCUGAGUGAAGAUGAAGAGUCGGCUAGAAUCGACAUCAGCCCCAGACUGGUGCGCAAGGGUUUCCUCAAGAAGAAGUGGCCGGGGCCCAGCCAGUUUCGUGAAGUGCUGGCUGCACUGGAGGAUGAGAUCAUGGCGUGGUUUUCACCUCAAAGAAGUGACUCCUUUGUCAGUUAUCCACACAGCUCACAGGCCUUUUCAUCAUUCCUGGCGGCAUCCAAGAAGCGCAAGCGAAGUGGAAUUCCUCAGUCCAAGGCCGCACAUCGGCUCUCGCCUGUCCAGCUGCAGUGGCAAAGGCAGCUCCAUCAUGCAGCGGCCAGCCUUGGAGGCCCCGGUCUGUUUCUGUUCCUUCUGGCUAGGGUAGUGGAGUGCACAACAGAAGACGGCCCCCAGGCAGCUGCUCUGGAGUUGGCCCUGGGCAUGCUAGGGCAGCCCAGUGCAACCUGGGGCACCCCAAGAAUCCUUGUAGGUGCAAAUGAGGCGCUCAAUCUUCUAGGGCAACUGGUUGAGAAUCACCGAUGGGCGGCUGACUCACCGCGCUGUCUCCUGGUGGCGGUGAACGCGUGCAGCAGCCGUCCCUUGCUGCAGUGGGAUGGGGAAGGCAGCGCGGAAGCAGUACGACACCCAACGGGUCAGGAGCCAUUGCUCGUGUGGCCCCAGCUGGCUGGCACGCUCCUCGAGCACUGGCGGCCGGGGCCUGGCCGACAACGUCUGCUGGGUGCCAUGUGGGCGCUGCUGCGCGAGCGUCAUCCGCACCGUGACCACAACCUGGCACAGGCGGCGCCCCUGCUGGGUUCCCUGCUCAUUGCACUCAGGCGCCUGCUUGUGGAUGAGAGUCAGGGCAGCCUGGGCCCUCCCGGCACUCUGCCGCUGGUACUCAAGCUCUUAGGCGCUCUGGUACCAGCAGCUGGGGAAUUGGCACAGCGGCUCAGUGCCUGCCUCGACCUGUUGCUGCUGCUUCACCGUGCUGCCAAUGCUCAUGUGGCUCAGGGACGCUCGUCCUUCUACUCCUUGCCUCCGCGAGACUGUGCUCCAACCGCUGCAGGUUUUUCUAUCGUGGAGACCAGUCGCACAGCUCCAUCGUCGCUUGCAUCGAGUCCACUAUCAGGAAGCUUUGGCCAUCUUCUUGGGAUGGUCUCACGGUCAGCACCUAAUCAGGGAAUCAGGAAAGUCAAAGAACCUGAUGCUCCGAAGGUUGUCAAGGUUCGUCCCAAUGCCGUGCCAGCCGAGCUGUACAACAACCUCGACGGCAACAGCUUGGUCGACGCGAACUUGGCAUCUCUUCACGGAGAGCCGCCUCAGCCAUGCCCGGCCCUGGUCAAGCCAGGACCAAAGCCAACGGCCACUGAAGCAUUGAGCUUAUUGCUCUCCGGAGAGAUCGAAGCCAGUGGCCAAAGCCACGACAGGACUGAUGAGCAGCCGAGGGUUAGCUGCCCAUUUGAGAGCAGCAUUCGGCAUCCCAUGACGUCAUCGCCUGUGCCCUUGUCGCCCAACCCGUGGGUGGAGGUGGAAGAAGAGCAGGUGGAAGUUGAGGACGACAUGACCGGGCUUGUGCUUGGCCUCCUGAAGUUGCUGCAGGAUAUCUUGGCGGCCACUCCAGAAAAUGUGGUUCGUGAGAAACUUGAACCGGUUGUUCAACUGGAGGCACUACUAAUCUUGGCUCAUAACGAGAACGCAUUGGUUCGCAACCAGGUUCUGUGUGUGCUGGAGGUGUACCUGAGCAAGGUCUCUGGGGAGGUGGAGGCUCGCUUCCUCAAGGCGCGAGGCUUUCAGCUGCUCGGUCUACAGCUGGCCCAGUACCCAGCCACCGCAGCCUUGGUCCAGUCGUGCUGCCGUAUCUUGCUGGGCCGACCCCUAUAUCUGGCCAGAAAGAUACCACAUGGCAGUGUGCCGGACCAGGCCUCGAACCGGGCGUCUGUCACCCUCCUGCUGUCGCUUCUGCCCCGAACGGUGCAUGAUCCCGUCCUGUGCUGCGGGACGCUUUCGCUGCUGCAACAGCUAUGUGACAACAUAGAAGGGGCAGCACGUCUCCUUUAUUCCAAUGGACUGGGUGAAUCACUGGCGUCGAUGAUCGUGGCUGCGCCAAGACAGCUCCUCCUCAGCCGAAGUUCAAGUACGGGACAUGGAGAAGGCUUUGUGGACUUAGUGCUGGCUGUCAUCAGAAGUGCCUCUCUUGCAACAGCGAGGCUUGCGAUGGAACAAAGCGGCAAGAUCUCGAUGGAGUGCUUCCAUUCACUGUGCAGCCUCUUCGCACGGCUGUCUGAAGCACACAACACACACUGUGGCGAGGCUUGCAAAGCUGUGCCCUUAUUCAGGGAGUGCCAAGCAAAGUUGUAUCUGUCGGUCCUGGAACAUAUUGAGAGUUUCUGCACUGACGAAAAAAGAAGCCAGUCAUCACCAUCGCUUCUGGAGGCGUUUGCUUCCCUUCCAACGCCAAUCAUGGCAGAUGUGGCACCAUUGUCACCGGACAUCCAUCACGGUGGACGGCAUCUGAACUACUCUGAUACGAACGGACCAUCACGCGAAUUCGUUACUCCUUCCACAUCGUCCCUGUCACGAGAGCUGGGGGCCUGGUUCGCCCUUGCCUGCGACUUUGUCAUAUAUCAAGAGCUGUCUUGUGAGAGACCACCUACAGAGCUUUCACUGGUUGCCACACUGUUGAGAAAUGCAGUUGCCGGUACAGCCUUAAGUCACCUCAGCAAAAAAUCAAAACGCAAGCUUUCGUCUCGCGAAAGGGUGCUGUCUUCUCUGAAGCACGUGUUUCAGCCUCAGGUGGGUUUUCUACAUCCUUCGAAUCUCGGAUCCUCAAUGAAAGCACUGCAGCUGUCGAGGCUUUGUGUCAACCUUCUCGCCCCUGGCCAACAUGCUGCUUUGCGCAUCCACGUGGUAGAGGUGCUCAUGUCUUGCGAGCAGCACAGGCAAGCCCUCAAGACGACUUUGGGAUCAUCGAGUGAUGUUCGCCUGCAAGUGAGGACCUUUGUGCAAGAGUUGCUGAGUGGAUCGGCAGCCCGUUGUGAUGCCAGUAUAGGCAGCACAGUCGUGUCAUUGGUGGCCGUAUUGGCUCAGGAGCUGCCCAGCGUCAUGCCGAGAAAUCCCAGGCAGGAGGUUCAUGCCAACGAGGAGCAGAUCAAAGAACGCUGGUUGAACCAGUGGACGGCCCAGCGGGAAACUUGGCUUUCACAGACUGCUCUCGGUCCAGACUGCAAGAAUGGCCGGCUGCGGAAGCUCGAGGCCAAGGCGUCACAGGUGGUUGCCGAAGGAGCCAAGGUGACUCGGUCAGUUGCAGAGCUGCUGCAUGCACUUCGCAAGGAGGUUCUACAUGAAGCUAAGGCGAGGUCGGGGCGAGACUUGGUGCUCAAGCAGACGUGGUCUCGCCUGGCUGCUCAGCUCACACAUGAAAGGGCACCAUGGCACCUGCCUGAGAGCUUCCCAACCGCCUGGGAGCUGGACCCAACAGAAGGACCAUCGCGAAUUCGUCGACGCCUCCGGCGAGCCUUCUUGGCCGUUGACCCCAAGUUCAUAAUACCUCAGCACCGGAAAAGCCAGAAGGCGACGUUGCCACCUCUGCACUUUCUCUACGACACGGACACCUCGCGCAUGGAGUCUGCCGCCUUCUUGCACCAUCUGUACAUCAAUGAAAGGAUCACCCACACUUGCAAAUGCAUCAAGAUCUGCCCCUCGUCAGACAUGCCCGGAGAAGUACUGCUUGGUGAAACCAGUCUCCAGUUCGUGCCUGACCAACUCGGAAAAUACAAGGGAUCCUUGGGCGAAGUUGACGCCAGGCACGAGGUGUGGCCUUACAAGGACGUUCAGGAAGUUCUCUUGCGAAGGUUUCGACUCCGUGACAACGCGCUUGAACUUUUCCUCCGCAAUGGAGUCACUGCAUUGCUAGCCUUUCACACAACACAGGAUCGGAAUGAAUUUUGCCGCCAGCUGUGGCAGUGCCCUCACCUGGAUCUGGAGCCAUCAGAAUCGCUGGAAUCGCUCAGUCAUCGAUGGCAGGAGAGGUGCCUGGGCAACUUUGACUACCUUACGCAGCUGAACAAGCUGGCUGGCCGCUCAUUCAAUGACCUCAUGCAGUACCCGGUGUUCCCAUUUGUGCUUGCAAACUAUGCUGAUGACAUACUGGACUUUCAGGAUUCCGCCAGCUUUCGGUGCUUGGAGCGUCCCAUGGCCGUGCAGGAUCUAGCUCGCGAAGAGCACUACCGGCGCAACUUCCAUGUGGAACGGGCAAGUGCUCCGUCAGAGCGGCUCCAUCCGUGGCUGGGUCCAUUUCACUACGGUUCGCACUAUAGCAACAGCGGCACAGUGCUCCACUUCUUGGUCCGACUGCCACCUUUCACCCAGAUGUUUCUUGCCUACCAAGACCAGCAGUUUGACCUUCCCGAUCGCACGUUCCACAGCGUUCACACGACCUGGAGACUGGCAAGCAGCGAGUCCACAACCGACGUCAAGGAACUGAUUCCCGAAUUUUUCUUCCUGCCCGAGUUCCUUGUAAACAUGCAGGGUUUUGACUAUGGCAAGCGGCAGACAGGUGAAUCCGUCUCCGACGUGCUGUUGCCUCCUUGGUGCCGCGGGGACCCACGCCUCUUCAUCCUGAUCCACCGGCAAGCCCUGGAGUCGGAUUAUGUGACAGAGCACUUAGGCCACUGGAUUGACCUGGUCUUUGGCUAUAAGCAGACGGGAAAGGCUGCAGAGGAGGCCAUCAAUGUCUUCCAUCCUGCUACAUACUAUGGUGUUGAUGUGAGCUCGGUCGCCAAUGACACGGUGUCACAGAUGGCAUUGGAGACCAUGAUCCGCACCUACGGUCAGAUGCCCAAGCAGCUGUUCAGUAGCCCGCACCCACUGGUCACGCUAAGCCUGGCUGGUAACCAGGGCAGUGCUGCAAGCUCUUCUUCGGCCCAGGCAACCAUGGCCGAGGUGCGAGGGCUGCGUUGGGGCAGCUACGUUGGGAGCCCCAGCAAGCCGGCUGCGCGGCUGGUGCUGUGGCGUAGUACCCACAAGGAUCAGAGCCCUGUCAGCCACCUGGUGUCACUUCGCACAAACGACGUCUGGGGCCUGCCCGCACACUCCUGCCUGCUCCUCACUUACAGCCACUCUUCCGGAGGCUCAAAGGCUGCUUUACAGACGUACAUCCAGAGCACAGCGCUUGUGUCAUGGCAGCAUGCAGAUGGCUUUGUUCGGCUCAAGCUGCAGAAGGAUGAGCCAGCCCAACCGUUGCUUUCGCCAUGCCCCGGUGACAUGGUGUCGACAUGUGCCACAGCCCCUGGUUGCCCACUUGUCUUCGUGGGAUAUGCUUCAGGUCUUCUGACUGCGCAUGAAAUCAAGCUUGCAAACUCAAAGGUGGAGCACCCUUCUCGGCCCACUUGUUUGCUAGGUCACACAGAUGCGGUCACGAGGGUUGAAGUUUGUACAGCCUUUGGGUUGGUGGUCACAACCAGUCGCGAUGGAUCCUGCAUUGCCUGGGAUCUCAACAGGCUCGAGUAUGUUCGCACAUUGAUUGCCGGGAGCUCACCCAUUGUACUGGCUUGCAUUAGCAGCACUCUUGGAGAUGUUGCCACUGUAGAGACCACUGAAGGCUCUGCUGGCAGUUGUCUUCGAGUUCAUACCAUCAAUGGUGCCCGCGUGGGACAGCUGAGCACAGACGUGGCCAUUGGAGCCGUCUGCUACUCUGCUGCUCCCGAGGGCACCUCCAUCAAUGUGCUCGCUGCUGGCUGUGAGGACGGGUGCAUUCGGCUAUGGAGCUCAUGGGACCUGAGUCCCGUGCAAGAAAUUCACUCUGAAAAAUGCAUAUCUCCCAUUAUCAGCCUUGCCUACUCCCAGGACCAGCAGCACUUGUAUGCCGUCAACAAUCACGGUGAAGUGUUUGCCUGGGAGGCGCAAGACGGCAGCCGUGUGCCACGCUUCCACGUGUUGCUGUGAGCAACAUGAAACCUAGUCUGCAUCGUCGCACAGUUGCACUAAUUUUAUUACAGAUAAAAAAUAAAUAUGUUAAUGUUGUGUAAUAACCAGA
This is a messenger RNA of Dermacentor andersoni, 10504 nucleotides long. It is a transcript of the gene mv, whose product is annotated as lysosomal-trafficking regulator mauve. The record is from RefSeq and is a predicted model, not a curated record. Gene Ontology annotation, molecular function: protein binding. Lineage: Eukaryota; Metazoa; Arthropoda; Arachnida; Ixodida; Ixodidae.